Molecule: messenger RNA, 3541 nt
Organism: Megalopta genalis
Lineage: Eukaryota; Metazoa; Arthropoda; Insecta; Hymenoptera; Halictidae
Gene: stl
Product: ADAMTS metallopeptidase stall
Biological process (GO): extracellular matrix organization; proteolysis
Cellular component (GO): extracellular matrix
Molecular function (GO): metalloendopeptidase activity
Source: RefSeq, a predicted model, not a curated record
UCCUGCGUUACUUCCAUACUGGCGCAGAUGUUUGUUGAAUUAUCGAACAAUUUGUUUCUUCGUGUAUUGUAAAGAAAACUAUUUGCUCAAAAUUGGUAUGUAUAUUUCGGAGCGUUUUCUAUGCAAUUUUUGCGCAGAGAAGAGAAUGGACUUAGGGGGGGGGGGGGCUGUGCACGGAAUUACAACAAAUCUCCGAAACGGUCCUGGGAAUGUAAUUAUACGCAAACUGUGCGCAGAAUUGAAAGAGGUUCCAAUUUGUCGAAGUUAAUUGCCUUUUUGUAUUUUUAGGAGGCGGAUUCAUCCGAAAUUCUUAUAGAAUUAUUAUUUAGAAGAGAAACGCUUAGCUUCUAUAAAUAUGGUACAAUCAUAGGAAAUUGUAUUAAUGGUCUUCUCUCAAGUGAUACAUAUUAAAAAUAACCGGUGAGGGUAAAAGUCAGCGAUGCAUGCCAUUCUAGAGCUAGUAUUGUUUAAUUCAUUCAGAUCUCGAUGUGAAUGACCUCUCCGUGAUACAGGUGCCAGCAUUACAGCUCAUAUUGUGCACGUUUUUGCAAUGAUAAACGACAUACGGGUUUCGCAAUGCGUUAUGCACCCACUCGAGUAUAUAAGAACAUGUCCGUCAUUCUUGCGCGUACUUGAACUUGAAAUCUAACGACCAUAAUAUGGCCUUCGUGUUAAAAACAAUAUUGCUGGCUUCGCUGGGUGCAGCAGCCAGGUGGGACACCGGGGACACGGAAAUCGUUUUGCUACCAUUAUGGAACACGGAGGACAGCGCGGAGGUACCGCUAAGUUUUAAGGCUUUCGAUCGAUCCGUUAACUUGAGACUACGUAGAAACGAUAGAAUCGUGACGCCGAAUUUUCGUGUUUGGAAGCACAACGAAGACGACGACCUAGAAGAGUUGCAGGAUCUGAGGGAGCCGUCUUCUUGUCAUUAUUUGCACCGGAACGACUAUAGUUCGGCAGCCAUUAGUCUCUGUAAGGAACGCGGCAUGCACGGUCUGGUCUUCCUGGACAAUAUCACCUUCGAAAUAACACCGUUGCAAACCGAGGAUAUUUCCUUUUUCAACGAUCAUCGUAUCAAACAACGUUCGGAGUCACUCGGAGAGCCGCAUAUCGUUAAAAGGGCCCAAGCUCCGUUCAUCCUCUUCGAGGACGAACUCAAACAUUACAAGCGAAAUGGUUUCGAUAACAAUGUCCUCGACGAAGGAGAACCUAAAGAGAUCAGAAACAACAAUCUCGAAGAAGCUUUAACUUUGGAAUUGGCGGUCUUUUUUGACGAGCCUGGCUACAAGCUUUUCUCGCCCUUCUUCGACAGGAACGACGAGGACAUCCGGGACAUGAUGUUGGCUUACAUAAACGGUGUUCAAGCAGUCUACCAUCAUCCCAGUUUAGGAAUCUUAAUCGACAUCUCCCUCGUGAGGCUGGAGAUUAUGCAGAAGCAGCCCCGAGAUCUGCCCCAUUUCGACGGCGAGAGGGGUAGCUUGUUAGAUUCUUUCUGCAACUACGCCAUGAAGAAGAACCAGAAGGACGAAUACCAUCCCGAUCAUUGGGACAUGGGGCUCUAUGUCUCCGGACUGGAUUUCUACGCCGUAGAGGCUGGACAGAAGAACAGCGCUACCAUGGGUCUUGCAACGGUCGGCGGAGUGUGCAUCGAUCAGUAUUCUUGCGUUAUAGCUGAACUGGGUGUCACCAAUCAGUUCGGCAAGCCCUUUCCGUCCGCAGGAUUUACAUCCGUCUACAUUGCCGCGCACGAGAUCGGUCACAACCUAGGGAUGCACCACGAUUCGACAGGGAACGCCUGUCCCAAGGAUGGCUACAUAAUGUCGCCGAGCAGGGGCACCCACGGCGAGACGGUCUGGUCGAAAUGCAGCCGAGAAGUAGCCGAGAAGCUAACCUACACGAAGCCUUGCUUGAAAGAUAGACCCUACAAGCGGCCGAACGAUCGGCUGGACCAUGCGAGGUUCUUCGAUCUGCCUGGAAGAGUAUGGACGGCGAAGAAGCAGUGCGAGGUGCUGCUACGGGACAAGGAUGCCACGGUAGCAACCUUGUACAACGCUUGCGAGGCGUUGCAGUGCAAGACGCCCCAUAGAAGCGGCUACUACAUCGCCGGGCCAGCUUUGGAUGGGACUUACUGUGCGCCUGGAAAAGAAUGCCGGGGCGGCGAGUGUAAGAAUGCGUUGCAAAUCGUUUCAGGAACAGAUCCCUACGGGCCCCAGCUGCCCCAAGCGAGGCCCGUAGGAUGGAGCGAAUGGAUCCCGGGAGCCUGCAGCAGCGGCUGCCUAUUGAAGUCGAGUGGUGCCAGGAGCAGGCGUCGCUUCUGCAAUAGCCCGACACCGGAGAACGCGGAAACAGACUGUCAGGGGCCGCGGUACGAUGUCGUCCUCUGCAGGGACGACAAACUCUGUAGCAAGAAGAAGCGUAGGAGUAGCGUGGACUUCGCGACGCUUAGGUGCGCGGAGUUCAGCGAAAGUCUGCCAGAAUUGGACGGCAAGGGUGGCGGGCUGCAAGCACCGCACGAGCCCGAAAGGCCAUGGAUGGCCUGCGCUAUAUUCUGUCGGCGAAAAGACAUAGCAUCUUAUUACACGCCGCGUGUCGAAUUAAACGACCUUGGCCUUGACCCAUACUACCCGGAUGGUACAUGGUGCCACGCUGAGCAGGGACAAAAUUAUUUUUGUCGGCAGCAUCAUUGUUUGCCGGAGAACUUUCGUUUCGGUAAGACGACGCUGAAGGGCCGGCUGUGGGACGAUGCUCAGUUCGGGCCCCAGAACGCGCAUAAGGACGGGCUGCAUCUCGACGACCAGGUGAUCAAGUAUUUCAGCCUGGGGCCGGACGGCCGGCCACUCUUGACCUCUUUGUCUGGCGGUAUUGGAUUUCCGCCCGACGAGGACGAAUGGAUCGAUAAAGACUACGUCGAGUUGGCGAAUUCGCCGCUGGAGACUGACUUCGACCUGCAACACUUGAAGAAAUAACGACGAAGUUCUUUCUUAACAUGGGACUGAUCGGUUUGAUUUAAAGCGGUUCCUUUUUUAUUCUUGCACGUACGUAUAUUUAAGAAUCAACGAUCGUAACGGUAGAAUUAUUUGUUACGAAAUUCGAUUCGGAAUCAUUGAUCGCGCGAUUCGAGACCGUGUCAAAGGCUCGAUACACACACGCGUAUUUUUGACCUGUCCACCUACUCCCGCGUUCCGGUGUCCGAGUUAUUAUUAUCUAACCCCAACCGCCGUUCGAGCAUGCGGUGCAAGUAUGAUUACGCCGGGAAUUAUACGCUAAUCGUUUACGUGCGUAGCGCGCGCGCCAAGCGAAAAACGAGGGGGAAACGUGAGUUUAUAUAAAUACACGCGUGCACGUAUUUUGCAUCGGGAUCCUACCGUUUCACCCAUGCAGCUGUGUGUGAAAGUAUCUCGGGAGUUGGGAGAUAGGACGAUGACGUCACCCACUUCGGGGCCUAUUUUAAGAGUGUCCCGACGUUAUAUCCAGCGUAGGAGCGAGUAUCGAGAGACAAAAGGAUCAAAUAAAAAAAUACGGAACGUAUCUGUGGAUUUAA